Messenger RNA from Kazachstania africana CBS 2517, 687 nucleotides. It is a transcript of the gene NSG2, whose product is annotated as Nsg2p. Gene Ontology annotation, biological process: sterol biosynthetic process. The transcript has a single exon. Gene Ontology annotation, cellular component: endoplasmic reticulum. The coding region runs from base 1 to 687 and encodes 228 amino acids. NCBI's taxonomy places the organism in Eukaryota, Fungi, Ascomycota, Saccharomycetes, Saccharomycetales, Saccharomycetaceae. The record is from RefSeq and is a predicted model, not a curated record.
AUGCCACUGAACGAGCCUAGUGAAUCUAUUGCUAAUUUGACAAAACCACAGCUCUAUUCGUUGUAUGACGAGAAUAUAGUGAGUCCAGAAGAGUCAUUCGCUGUUUUGCAAAAAGCUGAUAAUAAAGAUAUAGCUAACAGGGAUAAGGCUAAGUUUAAGUACAAGAGCAAGGUAGGUAAAUUCAAUAAGAUUGUAAGCAAUGUCAUAAUAUUUGCCCUAAUGGGUAAUAUCUACAGUUCGCUCCUAGCUAAUCUACACGAUUACAAGAUUUCAUUCUAUAGAAAUGAGCAAAGUAAUUCAAUCCUGACCAACUCACUUGAAGGCAUCUUCUGUGGUUUGAUUACUCCACUAAUUGAUUGGUUGCUGGGAUUGAAUACCUGUGAGAAUGAUUUAGUCAAGAUUUUUAGAAUUUGUAAUGCAAUGUUGGGUGUUAUAUUUGGUGUUAGAAAGAUUCAAUGGACUUCUUCAUUGCAAGGCUCCAUUGCAUGGUUUUUGUUGAAUUUUAUACUAUGGUUGUUUUUUGAUGGAACCCCUUCCCUAUUUAUAAUUUCGUCAUUUUUAUCGUACUUAACUGGGCUAUAUCAUUAUAGUGUAAGCAAUGAAUGGUCUGAAGUUAUUUACUUGAUAGAUUUCUAUUUUCUUGGAUUGAUUAUAUUUGGCAAAAUUGGCAGAUAUUUAUUUAGGUAA